CGGCGGCGCCCUGGCGGCCCUGCGGGCCAUGAAGGCUCACCCGCAAGAGGCUGGUGUACAGAAACAGGCCUGCAUGCUCAUCCGCAACCUGGUGUCCCGCAGCCAGGCCUUCUCCAAGCCCAUCCUGGACCUAGGGGCCGAGGCGCUCAUCUCGCAGGCGCGGGCAGCCCACCAGGACUGUGAGGACGUGGCCAAGGCCGCCCUGCGGGACCUGGGCUGCCGCGUGGAGCUCCGGGAGCUGUGGACCGGCCAGAAGGGCGACCUGGCGCCCUGACCUUGGCUCAGCUCCGCCCCCGCGACCCCCGCCCCUCCCCUCUGGCGCCCCGUCUGUCGCAGAGCUGUCUUGGCGUUUCUUUGGGGGGAAGGGCACCAUCUUCCCGCCUGAGUCCGGGCGGUGUCCACCGUGACCCUGCUCCGGGAUAUCUCGCCUGUAAAUGGGUAUCAGGUGCCCGGCUCUGCGUCUUGGCCACGUGGUGUCCAGUAAUAAAGAUCA
Messenger RNA from Fukomys damarensis (Damara mole-rat), 493 nucleotides. Its product is annotated as armadillo repeat-containing protein 6-like. The record is from RefSeq and is a predicted model, not a curated record. Bases 29 to 274 code for a protein of 81 amino acids. The transcript has 3 exons. Lineage: Eukaryota; Metazoa; Chordata; Mammalia; Rodentia; Bathyergidae. Gene Ontology annotation, biological process: hematopoietic progenitor cell differentiation.